CACCGUCGGGUAGCGGAGCGAGGAAGGGGUGGCCCUGCGGCCAUUCCCACCCUAGUUUCGUCCCCUGGCGACGGUGGUCUGGCCAGUUUAUGGCCCUUAAUUAUAGGGUAGCUUUGCGUCCUUUCCUCUUUGGUCUCUUUGGUUCUCUUUGGGGUGGAUGGGGCUAUUUUCCCACGGUGUUCGGACACCGAGUUCAGGUAUAGGGCUGUGCCUCUUUGUAACGUGUAUUUCGCGAGUUGAUGCGUCACUAUAUCCCCGGUUUUGUUGUUAACAGUAAGGCAAUGUCGCAGCAAGGUAGAAAAAUAAAAUCCCGGUCCAGCUCAAACCAUAAGGCUGUGGAAUUCCAGUCCCAGAGAACGAUUAGAUCAUUUUUCUCUGCUUCGUCACACGAUGACGGUAAGUCACAUGAAAUAAUUAAAGAGAGAGAGAGAACUCAGAUUCCUCUUGUAGAUUAUGAUUUUUUUGUGUUACCUAAGUAAUAAUUUGAAAAAAAUUAUAAAAUCACACCAACUUAUUUUGUUAACCUUUUUCUAAUUAUUUCAGCUGCCAGUCUGUAUCUGAUUAUCAAACUUUUUUAAAAAGAAGGUGAAAGGACCCCGUUCAAUUUAAUUUUUUUUUUAUCUAAAAUAUCGUAGAAGCGGGCACUUGUAGAGGUUUACUGUUAGAUAUACUGAAGAACCAACAUGUUGAAUAGUUUUGAUGAUGUCCUGCUGUUUUUCUUCCGACAGAAAACAUCACGAAACAGAAUAGCGUGAAGUCUUCUAACGAGAAGUGUACAAAUCAACAGGAGAAUUUUGAUGCAUCACAUGAUCGAUGUGGUGAGAAUGGUGAGAGUGACAAUAAAAGAGGUCGAUAUGAUACAUGCGAUAUAUCUGCAAGAACAGAGGCGCAUGAUGAAAUCCAUGAGAAGCCGGCUGAUGGGCUUUGCUCUGAGACAGAGAUAGGUAGUGGUGCAUGCCUUAAUGAUAAUCGAGAAGUCAGUACUUCGUACGAUCAAGACUGUGACGCUGCUCUGUUUACAGUUAGCGACGAAUAUGUAACCAGUCGACAGUCUCGAUGUCAGUCUACCAUGUGCUGCAAAGACGCAUUAAGUCCUUUUCAGCCUGUAAGCGAUAUCAUCCUCUCCAAAACAGAAAGGUCAUUUUCUACUUCAUCUGCUAGAAGAUUGAAAGCCUCGUGGUUUGAGUUGUAUCCUUGGCUUCAUCUCUGCACAACUAAUUACAAAGCAUAUUGUUUUAUUUGCAUGCAAGCAGCACAUCAUCAUGCUAGCAGUAAAGCUGAUCAGGCAUUUAUUUCGAUAGGUUUUAACAACUGGAAGAAAGCCAUAGAAAAAUUCAACUGCCACCAAAUGUCUUCUGCACAUCGUGCUGUUGUCGGCAACAAGAUGGCUAGAGAAUCAGGCAUUUCAGUCUAUGGUCAGAUUUCCACUCAGUAUGAAUCACAACAAAAGCAAAAUCUUGCAAGUUUCAUGAACGAAUUAAAAAGCCUUGUAUUUCUGCUUCGUCAGGCACUGCCUAUUCGCGGUCACGAUGAUGAUGAGGGCAACCUUCAUCAGUGUUUGAAGAUCUGCUUUAGUGAGCACAAAUGGACAGAAGACGGAAGAUAUUUGUCACCUGAAAUAGUGAAUGAACUUAUCCAGAUAAUGGCACAUUCUAUCCUGCGCUCUGUGCUGGCCGACAUCAGACAAGCAAACUGGUUUGCAAUCUUAGCAGACGAAACGAGAGAUAUCUCAAACAGAGAGCAAUUAGUAAUCUGCAUAAGAUGGGUAACGGAACAGUACGAAGUAGUGGAGGAACCAGUGGGUCUCUUGCAGCUUGACAAUUCUUCGGCAGUAACUAUCUUCUCUGCGCUGAAAGACUGCUUGAUUCGGCUGAAUCUCCCCGUCGAAAAGUGCAGAGGUCAAGCGUACGACGGCGCAAGCACGUUUCAAGGCCACAUUUCUGGGGGUUGCAAAGCGAUUCAGAGAUGA
Pomacea canaliculata is the source of this 1969-nucleotide messenger RNA. Its product is annotated as zinc finger MYM-type protein 1-like. NCBI's taxonomy places the organism in Eukaryota, Metazoa, Mollusca, Gastropoda, Architaenioglossa, Ampullariidae. The record is from RefSeq and is a predicted model, not a curated record. Bases 1070 to 1969 code for a protein of 299 amino acids. The transcript has a single exon.